Gongylonema pulchrum is the source of this 513-nucleotide messenger RNA. The record is from the annotation of a GenBank genome assembly. NCBI's taxonomy places the organism in Eukaryota, Metazoa, Nematoda, Chromadorea, Rhabditida, Gongylonematidae.
CAGCUGUUGGAGACAACUAGCCAGCCGAUGAUGCGCCGUGAAAAUGGCCUGGCAGAACUUCAUUGUCCCGAUCAUCGGCAGUCUAACCACCAUGGGGUCAUGUUACUUGAUUGGAUGUUACCAGCUCUCGUUUGGAUGGAUUUUGGUGCUGGUCACUCUGCACUGCAUCAAGUCGUACAUGUGGCGAAAACGCGAGAAGCGACUGUUGGCAUUGCGCCAAACUGCACUCCAAGAAAGAGAAGUUCGGUAAUAUUAGCCCAGUUGCAAGAUUUGCCGGCUUGGGUUCAAUUUCCGGACACCGAACGGGUUGAAUGGCUUAAUAAGGUUAUCCUACAAUUAUGGCCAUAUAUUGGUGAAUAUUCGAAGUAUUUUAUGCGUGAAUACAUCGAGCCCCAGGUCAAAUCGCAACUGCCUGCCGUCUUUCGGUCAUUUAAAUUCACAAAAAUGGAUAUGGGUGAUAUUCCGUGCCGCGUCGGUGGCAUAAAAGUAUUUCUUUUUCGAGAAUAUCAUUAA